UUUUUUUUGGUUUUUCGAGACAGGGUUUCUCUGUGUAGCUUUGCACCUUUCCUGGAACUCACUUGGUAGUCCAGGCUGGCCUCGAACUCACAGAGAUCCGCCUGGCUCUGCCUCCCGAGUGCUGGGAUUAAAGGCGUGCGCCACCACCGCCCGGCAAUUUCUUGUUUUUUGAGACAGGGUCUCUACAUAGCCUUGGCUGUCCAGGAACUCACUAUGUAGACCAGGCUAGACUUGAACUCACAGAGAUCCACCUGCCUCUGCCUCCUAAGUGCUGGGAUUAAAGAUGAGUAACCACCACACCCGGCUCCCCAAUUUUUAAAACCUAAGUAAGUAAAUAAAAUGAUAGUCAUUUAAGAUGAGAUUUGAAAAAAGUCUAGGGUUGAUAGAUUUACUCCAAGAAUAUUUUGAUAAAUGACAUUGGAUUUACUUCAAGUUUCCUCCACAGGGACUGAUGUAGCCCAGAUUGGCCUUGAACUUUGUCACCUAGAACAACCUUGUUGAACUCCUGCUCUUACCCUCUCAGGCUCCGCUCCAAGCACUGGAUUUCAGGCAUGCACCAUGGCACUCAGCCUUCAGAGUCUUUCUGAGCUAGUGUCACAGACCUGUCUUGAGGGUCACUGAGCCCCGAGGCUGUAUUAUUUGAGCCUUGACAGAAUCAUUUGAGAUUGACUCUGUACUAACAAUAAAAAGUAAAAAAUGUGGGCUGGAGUAAUAGCUCAACCGUUAAAAGCCCUGGCUGCAGCUGGAAGGUGGUGGUUCACAUUUUAGUCCCAGGACUCGGAGGCAGAGGCAGGCAGAUCUCUGAGUUCGAGACCAGCCUGGUCUACAGAGCAAGUUCCAGGACAGCCAGGACUACACAGAGAAACCCUGUCUGGAAAAGCAAAAAACAAAACAAAAACCCCAACCAAACCAACAAAAAAAAAGAAAACCCAAACACUGUCUGUACUUCCGUAGGAUCUAGGUUCCAUAUCCCAGCACCCACGUGACGGCUCACAACUGUAACUCCAGUUCCAGGGGAUCUGAUGCCCUCUUCUGGUCUCCACAGGCACCAGACACACAUGUGGCCCACUGACAUCUAUGCAGUCAGAACAACCAUACAAUACACAGGAAAGUUAACAAUCACAGGAUCGUGGGUAUUCUUUCCGCUCCGGGAUUCUCCCUGCAUCAGAAAGGCUAAGGAAGGGCGCUCCUUUAUUCUUAGCUCUGACCAGUCUGUGAAGUUGGAAGUGUAUGAACUUGUGGGGAAAGGCUUUCUCCACAUCAGAGUCCUGCUGGGAUCUUGUCCUUGAGAGAGAAAUCUAGGAACCCUGGCUGGGACUAGAAGGGUGAGUAGACGAAUCAAAUCGACCCUCAAAUUGUGAGGCUAGUUAGAGCCAGGGCACCACGCACCUGCACCUCCGCUCCUGACCUGUACCCGCAUGGGGAGCCGAUGGGUGUCUUACAUUCCCAGGUUGGCUCCAACUCCUGAGCAUCUUCCUGCCUCAGCCUCACUGCGCCCAGCCUCUAGGAGAGUGCUCGGUAUAGCUCAGGGAUUGGAAGGCCCAGACUAGGAGGCUCCUGGCCUAAGAAAGGGAUGGGAGGAGGGAUGGGGCCUGAUGAGAGACACACCUAUCUCCAGGUGGACUCGGCUCUUGCACUUGACUUCCCGUCACCCGGACGCAGUGGCUCUCUUCAGUGGGGUGUUCCUCCUGCGGUCAGUAGUGGGACACCCAACUGUGCUGGGCGUGGUCUAAUUCUGCUUUGCGUGGACUUCAAAGGCGUCUCCCUUUCUCACUUGGUAGGGAUUGAUCUGCCUUCUGUCGGCUCCUCCUAGCCCUUGGCCACCAAACUGCGUCCUACAGGGAAAACCAGGUCCAGGAUUGCCUGGCUAAGCCAUCCCCACUGCGGAGGCAGCCUGGCUGCGGUCCCAGGGCUCCAGGGCUCGGGGCCCAGCGGGGGCGUGUCCCCGCUCUCACCUGCCAUUGGCCAGGUGGGGCUGCCCUGCCUGAGGGCUAUAAGUGCGGAGCUCGUGGCCGGGGAGCCAGGCGCAGGUCAGGAUGGUGGACAGCAUUUACCGGACCCGCUCCCUGGGGGUGGCGGCAGAAGGGAUCCCCGACCAGUAUGCAGACGGGGAGGCCGCUCGUGUGUGGCAGCUGUACAUCGGGGACACCCGCAGCCGCACCGCAGAGUACAAGGCGUGGCUGCUUGGGCUGCUGCGCCAGCAUGGUUGCCAUCGGGUGUUGGACGUGGCCUGUGGCACAGGCCCCUCCUCUCUGACCUCAUCCAGAGUGGACUCUAUUAUGCUGGUGGAAGAGGGCUUCAGCGUGACGAGUGUGGAUGCCAGUGACAAGAUGCUGAAAUACGCACUUAAGGAGCGCUGGAACCGGAGGCAGGAGCCAGCCUUUGACAAGUGGGUCAUUGAAGAAGCUAACUGGUUGACUCUGGACCAAGAUGUGCCAGCAGGAGAUGGCUUUGAUGCCGUCAUCUGCCUUGGGAACAGUUUUGCUCACUUGCCAGACUGCAAAGGUGACCAGAGUGACCACCGGCUGGCGCUGAAGAACAUUGCAAGCAUGGUGCGGCCCGGGGGCCUGCUGGUCAUCGAUCACCGUAACUACGACCACAUCCUCAGCACAGGCUAUGCACCCCAAGGGAAGAACAUCUACUAUAAGAGUGACCUGACCAAGGACAUCACAACCUCAGUGCUGGCAGUGAACAACAAGGCCCACAUGGUGACCCUGGACUACACAGUGCAGGUGCCAGGCGCUGGCAGAGACGGCUCUCCUGGCUUCAGUAAGUUCCGGCUCUCUUACUACCCACACUGUUUGGCGUCCUUCACGGAGUUGCUCCAAGCAGCCUUCGGGGGCAAGUGCCAACACAGCGUCCUGGGCGACUUCAAGCCUUACAAGCCCGGCCAAGCCUAUGUCCCCUGCUAUUUCAUCCAUGUGCUCAAGAAGACUGGCUGAGUGUGGCUUUGGAUCCUGUAAGCCUCCUGCCCAGACAGUGGCAGCCUCUGGGGUGGGACUAACUCAGGUCCCCAUCCCAAGACCAACUCUAACAUAGAUUCUGCAGCUGGGUGCAGGGAUGUGGGGUCAGGCAAACGGGGAGUCAACAAUACAGUCUGUCCUUUUUCAA
Molecule: messenger RNA, 3111 nt
Organism: Peromyscus californicus insignis
Lineage: Eukaryota; Metazoa; Chordata; Mammalia; Rodentia; Cricetidae
Gene: Gnmt
Product: glycine N-methyltransferase
Exons: 6
Coding region: 2037-2942 (301 amino acids)
Biological process (GO): one-carbon metabolic process; S-adenosylmethionine metabolic process; regulation of gluconeogenesis
Cellular component (GO): cytosol
Molecular function (GO): S-adenosyl-L-methionine binding; glycine binding; glycine N-methyltransferase activity
Source: RefSeq, a predicted model, not a curated record